AUGAAUGAAGACCCGAAGGUCAAUGUAAGCGGGCUGCCUCGGGAGUUUGUAGAUGCCGGUGCCUCCGGGAACAUCUCCGCAGAGGUCUCCUCCCAGGUCCCUGUCCUGCAGCCGGAGCCGGACCUGGUGGUUAACCCCUGGGACAUUGUCUUAUGUACCUCGGGAACCCUCAUCUCCUGCGAAAAUGCCAUCGUGGUCCUUAUCAUCUUCCACAACCCCAGCCUGCGGGCACCCAUGUUUCUGCUGAUAGGCAGCCUGGCGCUUGCAGACCUGCUGGCCGGCAUUGGACUCAUCGUCAAUUUCGUGUUUGCCUACCUGCUUCAGUCAGAGGCCACCAAGCUGGUCACCAUUGGACUUAUCGUGGCCUCUUUCUCUGCCUCCGUCUGCAGCUUGCUGGCCAUCACGGUUGACCGCUACCUCUCCUUGUAUUACGCCCUGACCUACCACUCAGAGAGGACGGUCACGUUUACCUACGUCAUGCUCUUCAUGCUCUGGGGGACCUCCAUCUGCCUGGGCCUGCUGCCGGUCCUGGGCUGGAACUGCCUGCGGGACGAGUCCACUUGCAGCGUGGUCAGGCCCCUCACCAAGAACAACGCCGCCAUCCUGUCGGUCUCCUUCCUCUUCACCUUCGCACUCAUGCUGCAGCUCUACAUCCAGAUCUGUAAGAUUGUCAUGCGGCACGCCCAUCAGAUCGCCCUGCAGCACCACUUCCUGGCCACCUCGCACUACGUGACCACCCGGAAGGGGGUCUCCACCCUGGCCAUCAUCCUGGGGACCUUCGCUGCUUGCUGGAUGCCUUUCACCCUCUACUCCUUGAUCGCCGAUUACACCUACCCCUCCAUCUACACCUAUGCCACCCUCCUGCCCGCCACCUACAACUCCAUCAUCAACCCCGUCAUAUAUGCAUUCAGAAACCAGGAGAUCCAGAAGGCCCUCUGCCUCGUGUGCUGCGGCUGCGUCCCGCCUGGCCUGUCCCAGAGAGCGCGGUCACCCAGCGACGUGUAG
Molecule: messenger RNA, 1005 nt
Organism: Rangifer tarandus platyrhynchus (Svalbard reindeer)
Lineage: Eukaryota; Metazoa; Chordata; Mammalia; Artiodactyla; Cervidae
Source: the annotation of a GenBank genome assembly